Messenger RNA from Mus musculus (house mouse), 5287 nucleotides. RefSeq names its product serine incorporator 2 (gene Serinc2). The record is from RefSeq and is marked validated. Lineage: Eukaryota; Metazoa; Chordata; Mammalia; Rodentia; Muridae. The transcript is spliced from 10 exons. Gene Ontology annotation, molecular function: phospholipid scramblase activity. Bases 3667 to 4854 code for a protein of 395 amino acids. Gene Ontology annotation, biological process: plasma membrane phospholipid scrambling. Gene Ontology annotation, cellular component: membrane; plasma membrane.
GCACUCUUAACCACUGAGCCAUCUCUCCAGCACCUAAAGCAAGCACUCUUAACCACUGAGCUGUUCCUCAGGCCCAGGAGAAGUUCUGAUGGAGAGAUGGGAGGGCCCCAGGUGUUUCUGGGUGCCUGGGUUGAUGGGAGAUUUUUGUGUUCUCCUCCUGGCUGUGACCCAGAUGUCCACUUCCACCUGGCAUUUGCACUGGACAGGUGAGUCCUGCCUUAGAGGAGGAGAUAGUCUGGGCUCACAGAGGACAAGUCACACAGCCUGGACGGCCCGCAGUUUUAGGGAGGGUUGUGCAUUUGAGGGACUGUGCAAGCCUUGGGCUCAAACCCUGGUUUGGCAUCUUCCCAUCUGCCCACCGUGGGCAGCAUAUGAUCCUCUCCAUGUCUAUCAGAGGAACAAUGGGACCCAUUCCUGGUGUAGGAGUUGAACAGGAUGGAGAAGAGAGCAGGGACGAAUUUUGCAUUAAGUUGGCAUAUAGCACCCAAGCCAUGAAAACCACAUGGUGGCGAAUUGCUGAAGGCUGCCAAUGAGGAAGUGGGAAUACCAAAGACACCACAAAGCUCAGAGCUGUCUACAUACAGAUCCUGAGCUUGGCCAAGCUAGUGUCCUGCCCAAGAGCCCAUUUUAUAGAUAAGGACACUGAGUCCAGAGAUUGGGAGAGAAGGAGAGGUCAGCUGAAAGAGUUGGCACUAAGCUGGCUCAGGACCCUCCCUGGCGAGGAGUGGGACCAUCCUGCUGUCUUUCCCUCUGCAGUUGGAGGCUGUGGUGACUCAGCCAGUGGAAGUGUGGUUUGUGGAGGCUGCUGGGUGCAUCCCUGCACCAGUUUUGGCUUAUAAAUAGUGAUGAAAUGCAUAUCAUAUCAUAUCAUAUCAUAUCAUAUCAUAUCAUAUCAUAUCAUAUCAUAUCAUCAUAUCAUGCAGUGUAAUCCCUAACAUUGGGAUCUUUGAUCUUUGUUUUAGUCUUGAAGGACCUUGUCAUUUAUCUUAGACAGUCCUAGUUAAAUGACCCAGCCCAGGCCAAGUGGCACUGUCAGAGUGAAUGUUGUCAGUUCUGGCACCCGGUGAUAACUGCCACAGCCGCCCCGUCUCCUGAUGUCAGUCCUCUCUUCUGGGUGACUCAGAGCAGCCAGUGACUCUGCGCACCCCUGCUCCACCAUCUGCCUCCUCAUUCUGGCACCACAGUUCUGUCACGAAGGAUAAAUCUGCUGUCAUCCUUCCUGGCAGGGAGUUCCCAUCGCCUUUGAGGGGAAAUCCGGCAUAAGCUCUGAGGACAGAGGCUACCGCCCAGUACCACUCCAUCUUCUCCUUCUUCUUCUCUUUCUCCUUCUCCAAAAGAUUUAUUUAUUUAUUAUAUGUGAGUACACUGUGGCUGUCUUCAGAACCCAGAAGAGGGCAUCAGAUCCCAUUACAGAUGGUUGUGAGCCACCAUGUGGUUGCUGGGAUUUGAACUCAGGACCUUCAGAAGAGCAGUCAAUGCUCUUAACCAUUGAGUCAUCUCUCCAGCCCGUGGCUGCUGUUUCUACUGUCUUGUCCUUCCCUUCCCCUCCCUCCUCUUGCUCUCUCUCCCCUCUUUCUUGGUACUUUGUUUUCUUGAGACAGGAUCUCACGUAGCUCAGGCUGGUCUUGAACUCAUGUAGUUGAGGAUAGCCUUGAACUCAUGAUCUUCCUGCUCCUGAUUGCCAAGGUUUUGGAGGACUCACAUGGACUAUCGCCUCCAGCUUUGUCUGUUCGAAUUGCUGGGUAUUGACCUCAAGGGCAUCGUGCACAAGACAUGUGCCCAGUGCCUCUGAGCUAUAGUCUCCCUACUCAGCGGGGGCCACAGGUUCAGGGAGGUGAAACAGCUUGCCCACCCCACCUUUCCUUUCCUUUCCCCCCACUUUCCUCUUCUUAUUUCUCCUUUCCCUUCCCCUCCCACGUCCCUGUUGCUUUUUUUCUCUUCUCCCCACUCCUUCAGGGUCUUAUGUAGCCCAGGUUAGCCUCAGGCUCACAGUGUAGCUGAGGAUGACCUUAAACAUCUGAUUCUCCUGUCUCUACCUCUUGAGGACAGGUAUGAAUCACCUCACCCAGGAUCUAAACAAAGCUUUGUGCAGGUUAGGCACCAACUGAGCUACAUCACAGCCCCCAGCUUUGUAUUGUGACACAAUACACAUACAUUCUGCCACUAUAGCUGUUAUUUCCUUGGAGCCAGAACUCAGUAUGUGGCCCUGACUGACCUCAGGCAGAGGGGCUCACAGGGCUCCUGCCUCAGCCUCCCUUGCCUUCAUUUUAGCUGGUUUUCUUACAGGUCAAGAACAUAGAGUUGUUCACACUGAAGUGCUGCUGUUGCCGGCACCCUCUGCAGUGUCUUUUCACCUCUGUAGACCGAAACCCCUAUGCAUGGUGACUCUUCAGUCCCUGGUCCCCACGCCAGCUCACCGAAACUUCCUCUCAGUGAAUUCAGCUGGGUUCCUUAUACCAUGCGUGUCCUUUGUGCUUGGAUUAUGUCAACCGGAACUGUGUCCUGCAGGCUGUAGCAUGUGUUGGAAUUUAUUUAUUUAUUUGUGACACAUCUCACCGUGUGGCCCAGGCUGGCCCUGGACGGUCUCUGCCUUUCAAUUGCUUAGGUUUACAGGCAUGCACUGCCGCGCUUAGCUUUUCCCUUUUAAGAGCUAUGUUGACAUUCUAGUGGAUAUCUAGACCAGACUUCAUCUGAUCACCCACCCAAGGAUGGGUGUGUGUGUGAGAGAGAGAGAAGAGAGAAGAGAAGAGAGAGAGAGAGAAAGAGAGAGAGAGAGAGAGAGAGAGAGAGAGAGAGAGAGAGAGAACUGGUUUGAGAGUGGUUUUCAGUUCUUUCAGAUAUAUAGCUAGGAGUGAAAGCCAUUUUGUUUUAAAUACAACUUAAAACCAUCCCCUCUCCCUUGCCCAGUUAUCUCUUCUGCCUACUCAGUUCUCUACAAGAGUUUAUAUUAUAUUUCACAAACAUAAAAACAAUAAAGGUUUUAGCCACAUUCAGGGUGUGAGUAAGGUCAAGGCUAGCCUGGGUGAUUUGGGGCGAUCUUAUUUCAAAGUUAAAAAAAAAUUAAUGUCUGAAGACACCGCCCAGUAGUUAAGUGCUGUCUUGGCACAAGCCCUAGCUCAGGCUCCAGCACCGCAGAAACAACUCAAUUUGUUGAGACAGUGUCCAGUUGAUCAGGUUGGCUUCAAACUUUACCACAUAGCUGACGAUGGCCUUGAACUCCCAAUCUUCCAUCUUCCUGCCAUCCGCCAUUUUCCUUUCCUUUUUAGUUAUGAUCUCUCUAUGUAGCCCUGGCUGGUUUGGAUCUUGAUAUGUAGACCAGGCUGACUCUACUCACAGAGGUCUGCCUCUUGAGUACCAAGAUAAAAUGUAUCACUAGGCCCUGCAGCAAGAAGACUUCUUGGAAUCUGACCGGCCCUAGGGAACUCUCUGCAGUGAGCCCCAGAAAGUGGCUGCCCCGCCUCUGGUGCCUGCACACUGGUGGCAGGGGAGAACUGACCCUUCGAAGGCCCUGAGAAGCCACACAGCUCUGGAGCCAGCUGGGCAUCCUGCCUCUGCGGCUCUGCACCCUGCAUCCUAUGUGGCUGUUGCCCCUCAACCCGCAACUCCACGGUGAGCCGCCUCCUCUUCACCAGCUUCCUCUUCUUGGGGGUGCUGGUGUCCAUCAUCAUGCUGAGCCCGGGAGUGGAGAGUCAGCUUUACAAGCUGCCCUGGGUGUGUGAGGACAGGACCCAGCAACCCCUGGUCCUGCAGGGGCCCCUGGACUGCGGCUCCCUGCUGGGUUUCCGCGCUGUCUACCGUAUGUGCUUUGCCACAGCAGCCUUUUUCUUCUUCUUCAUGCUGUUAAUGAUCUGUGUCCGCAGUAGCCGGGAUCCGCGAGCAGCCAUCCAGAACGGGUUUUGGUUUUUUAAAUUCCUGAUCCUUGUGGGUAUCACUGUGGGCGCCUUCUACAUCCCUGAUGGCUCCUUUCCCAAGAUCUGGUUCUACUUUGGCGUCGUGGGCUCCUUCCUCUUCAUCCUCAUCCAGCUGAUCCUGUUUGUUGACUUUGCCCACUCCUGGAAUCAGCGGUGGCUGUGUAAGGCCGAGGAGUGUGACUCUCCAGCCUGGUACGCAGGCCUUUUCUUCUUCACCUUCCUCUUCUACCUGUUGUCCAUCGCUGCUGUGGCACUGAUGUUCGUCUACUACACGGAGUCUGGUGCCUGCCAUGAGGGCAAGGUCUUCAUCAGCCUCAAUCUCACCUUCUGUGUCUGCGUCUCCAUCAUUGCUGUCCUGCCCAAGGUCCAGGAUGCUCAGCCCAACUCGGGUCUGCUGCAAGCCUCCGUCAUAACCUUGUAUACAAUGUUUGUCACCUGGUCUGCCCUAUCCAACGUCCCUGACCAAAAAUGCAACCCUCACCUGCCCACUAAAAAUGGAACAGGCCAGGUGGACCUGGAGGACUACAGCACGGUGUGGUGGGAUGCCCCGAGCAUUGUGGGCCUCGUCAUCUUCAUCCUGUGCACCUUCUUCAUUAGCCUGCGAUCCUCUGACCACCGUCAGGUGAACAGCCUGAUGCAGACAGAGGAGUGUCCGGCAGAGAUGGUGCAGCAGCAGCAGGUGGCCGUCAGUGAUGGCAGAGCCUAUGACAAUGAGCAGGAUGGUGUCACCUACAGCUACUCCUUCUUCCACUUCUGCCUGGUGCUGGCCUCCCUGCAUGUCAUGAUGACGCUUACCAACUGGUACAGCCCUGGAGAGACCCGGAAGAUGAUCAGCACUUGGACCUCAGUGUGGGUGAAGAUCUGUGCCAGCUGGGCGGGGCUGUUCCUCUACCUGUGGACCCUAGUGGCACCCCUGCUCCUGCCCAACAGAGACUUCAGCUGAGAAUGCCCUGCUGCCUGCCUACCUGGUGCCUUGGGGCUCAACAAGGGUCAGCCCACCCUUGGCCACAGCUAUCUGCUCUCUUCCAGGACCCGCUCAAGUCAGGAUUCUCCAUUCUCAGUGCCUCCAGGGUCUGUGGGACAUUAUGCUCUGACCCAAGCCCUGCCUUCCUUUGCCCAUGAUCAUGCAUACCCACCCUUGGGACUGAAGUUAACCCCUGUUCUCAGGGUCUCCAGAAGAGGGCAUGAGAGUAGAGAGUGGCCCAGAGCUUCUCAGCUGACAGGGGGGGGGGGGUCACCCUAUACACUAAGGCCUGUGGGGGUACCCACCCUAUACACUAAGGCCUGUGCUCCAGGCCUCCAGAGCCCACCCCCUUCCUAGACCAUGUGCCUUAAUGAGUCUCUAAGACUUCACUCAAUAAACAUGCCAGUACCUG